CUGAGAAUUUCUUUCCCUUCAUUUUUAAGUAGCUAUUUUAAGAAAAAGAAGAAGAAGGAAAAAGACAGGAAGGAGAAGAAAUCAUCAUCGUCAAGCAAGUCUUCUAAAAAGGACGUUAAGAAGGAGAACGGCGAACCACCGCAGAAGCGAAAAAAGAAGGAGGAGGAACCAGAAGACGUUUGGGAGUGGUGGAAGGAAGAGAAGAAGCCGGCUGGUGUAAAAUGGAAUAGCCUUCAUCACAAGGGGCCACUUUUUGCUCCACCCUAUGUACGCCUGCCUGAGCACGUGAAAUUUAAGUAUGAUGGGAAGGUUGUUCUCCUCUCCGAGGAAGCGGAAGAAGUGGCAACGUUUUAUGCAAAAAUGUUGGAUCACGAGUACACUACAAAAGAUGCGUUUAAUAAGAACUUCUUCCGUGACUGGCGAAAGGUGAUGACUCCUGCUGAGCGCGAACUGAUCACUGACCUUAGCAAGUGUGACUUCCGGCAGAUGGAUGUUUAUUUCAAGGAGCAGUCUGAAAUUCGAAAGUCUAUGAGCAAGGAAGAGAAGGCUAAGAUCAAGGAAGCCAAAGAAGCCGAGGCCAAAAUUUAUGGUGUUGCCUACAUUGAUGGUCAUAGGCAAAAAGUUGGAAACUUCAGGAUAGAGCCUCCUGGUUUGUUCCGUGGUCGCGGUGGUCACCCAAAGAUGGGUAUGCUUAAGAAACGAAUUCGACCCGAAGAUGUGAUUAUCAACUGCUCUAAGGAUAGCGAGAUUCCGGUAGCUCCUGAUGGUCACAAGUGGAAGGAGGUCCGACACGAUAAUACAGUAACGUGGCUAGUAUCGUGGACUGAGAACGUCUUAGGACAAAAUAAAUACAUCAUGUUGAAUCCAAGUAGUAAGAUCAAGGGUGAAAAAGAUUAUGAGAAGUACGAAACUGCACGACGUUUGAAGUCGCGAAUUGAUGACAUCAGAGCAGUUUAUACAGCCGACUGGAAAUCGAAGGAGAUGCGUGUACGACAGAGAGCGGUUGCACUCUACUUUAUUGAUAAGCUCGCUCUUCGAGCAGGUAACGAGAAGGACGUUGACGAAGCAGCUGAUACUGUUGGUUGUUGCUCACUGCGUUGUGAACAUAUCAAGUUAUAUGAAAAGCUUGACGACAAAGAAUACGUGGUUGAGUUUGACUUUCUCGGUAAGGAUUCCAUACGUUAUUUCAACCAAGUGCCAGUCGAGAAGCGGGUGUUCAAAAAUCUGCAGCUAUUCAUGGAUAACAAAGAACCUGGAGACGAUCUCUUCGAUAGGCUUGAUACUGCUUCACUCAACGAACAUUUACGCUCUCUUAUGGACGGCCUUACUGUAAAGGUGUUCCGUACCUACAACGCAUCAAUCACUCUACAGCAACAGUUAGCUAAAUUGACAAAUCCCGACGACAAUGUUCACCAGAAGAUGCUCUCAUACAAUAGGGCAAAUCGAAUGGUUGCGAUCUUGUGUAACCAUCAACGUGCAGUGCCGAAAGGUCAUGAGAAGGCUAUGGAGAACUUGGAGCAGAAGAUAAAAGACAAAAAGCGGGAGCUGAAAGAAGCUAAGGCCGAACUGGAAAAGGCUAGAGGGGCUGCUAAGGAGAAGGCGAAGAAGAAAGUAGAACGUUUGAAAGAGCAACUGAAGAAACUCAAAAUCAGCAGGACCGACAGGGACGAGAACAAGCAAAUCGCAUUGGGCACAUCAAAGCUUAACUACUUGGAUCCUAGGAUUUCGGUGGCUUGGUGCAAGAAGUUCAAUGUGCCGAUAGAGAAGGUGUUCAACAAGACAUUGCGAGAAAAGUUCCGUUGGGCCAUCGAUAUGACUAUGUCAUCAGAUGAGGAGUACAUUUUCUAA
Haemonchus placei is the source of this 1848-nucleotide messenger RNA. The record is from the annotation of a GenBank genome assembly. Lineage: Eukaryota; Metazoa; Nematoda; Chromadorea; Rhabditida; Trichostrongylidae.